GGCCUCCUCAUUCAGCGCGCCCGGGGACGGCGGAGUAGGCGAGCGGAGUUUCCGCUCUGUGGACAAAAGAGCACGGUUUCACGCACUGACACACUAACGGAGAGAACAAGAGGCGCGAGUCGAGAUGCCCGUUACGGAGAAGGACCUGGCGGACGACGCGCCGUGGAAGAAAAUCCAGCAGAACACGUUCACGCGCUGGUGCAACGAGCACCUGAAGUGCGUGAACAAGCGCGUGGCGGACCUGCAGCUGGACCUGAGCGACGGGCUGCGGCUCAUCGCGCUGCUCGAGGUGCUCAGCCAGAAGAAGAUGUACCGCAAGUACCACGCGCGGCCCACCUUCCGCCAGAUGAAGCUCGAGAACGUCUCGGUGGCGCUGGAGUUCCUGGACCGCGAGAACAUUCGUCUCGUGUCCAUAGACUCAAAGGCCAUUGUGGAUGGCAACCUGAAGCUGAUCCUGGGCCUCAUCUGGACACUGAUUUUGCAUUACUCCAUCUCCAUGCCUGUGUGGGAGGAUGAAGAUGAUGCAGAUGCCAAGAAACAAACCCCCAAGCAGAGGCUUCUGGGCUGGAUCCAAAACAAAGUGCCUGACCUGCCCAUCACCAAUUUCAGCGAGGACUGGCGUGAUGGCAAGGCCCUGGGUGCCUUGGUGGACAGCUGUGCCCCUGGCCUGUGUCCAGAUUGGGAGACGUGGGACACGGCAAAGCCAGUGGAGAAUGCCAGUGAGGCUAUGCAGCUAGCUGACGACUGGCUGGGAAUUCCACAGGUGAUUGCCCCCGAGGAGAUCAUUGACCCCAGUGUGGAUGAGCAGUCCGUCAUGACGUACCUCUCGCAGUUCCCUAAGGCCAAGCUGAAGCCAGGGGCACCCCUCAAACCUAAGCUGAACCCCAAAAAGGCCAGAGCUUAUGGAGCAGGAAUUGAACCCGUGGGCAACAGAGUGCUGCGGCCAGCUGUGUUCACAGUGGACACAUUUAGUGCCGGCCAGGGCCAGGUGACCGUGUAUGUUGAAGACCCAGAAGGCACCAGGGAGGAGGUGAAACCUGUUCCUAACGAAGGCAAGAAAACCUACAGUGUGACAUAUGUGCCCAAAGUAAUUGGCCCACACAAGGUGACUGUGCUGUUUGCUGGACAGCACAUUCCCAAGAGCCCCUUUGAGGUGAAUGUAGACAAAGCACUUGGAGAUGCCAGCAAGGUGACAGCCAAGGGGCCUGGGCUGGAGCCCUUUGGCAACGUGGCCAACAAGCCCACAUAUUUUGACAUCUACACAGCAGGGGCUGGCGUGGGCGAGGUGACAGCGCUCAUCAGGGACCCCCAGGGCAACAGAAACACAGUUGAGGUGCUCCUGGAGGACAAGGGAGACAGCACAUUUCGCUGCACUUACAAGCCCGUGCAGGCGGGGCCACACUCUGUCGCCAUCACCUUUGGAGGAGUCGCCAUCCCUAAGAGCCCCUUUACAGUGACUGUGGGCCCAGCCUCAAACCCCAAUGCCUGCCGUGCGUUCGGUCGUGGCUUGCAGCCCCGAGGAGUGCGUGUGCGACAGGUGGCUGACUUCAAGGUGGACACCCAUAAUGCCGGCAGCGGAGAUCUGAAGGUCACAGUCAAAGGGCCCAAGGGUCUAGAGGAGCCUGUCAAGCAGAAGGACAGCAUGGACGGCUUGCACGCCUUUGAGUAUUACCCUCUUGCUCCUGGCAAGCAUGUGGUGACCAUCACGUGGGCCGGUCAGCAUAUCCCCAAGAGCCCUUUCGAGGUCCAGGUGGCACCCGAGGCCGGGCCGCAGAAGAUCCGUGCGUGGGGACCGGGCCUGGAGGGGGGCAUCGUGGGCCAAUCGGCUGACUUCGUGGUGGAGUCCGUGGGCCCUGACGUGGGAGUGCUGGGCUUUGCCAUCGAGGGUCCGUCGCAGGCCAAAAUCGAGUGCGAGGACCAGAAUGACGGCUCGUGUGACGUGAAGUACUGGCCCACGGAGCCUGGCGAGUACGCUGUGCACGUCAUGUGUGAUGACGAGGACAUUGAGGACAGCCCCUUUAUGGCAACCGUUGUCCCUGGCAACGAGGCCUGGGCCCCACGCAAGGUGAAGGCUUAUGGGCCGGGCCUUGAGAAGACUGGUUGCAUCAUCAACAAGCCGGCUGAGUUCACCGUGGAUGCGAGGGAUGCUGGGAAAGCUCCUCUCAAGAUCUUUGCUCAGGAUGCUGACGGCAAUGCGGUCGAUGUGAAAGUGAAGAACGGGGGAGAUGGGACAUUUGCCUGCAGCUACACCCCAAAAAGCCCAAUGAAGUACACAGUGGCUGUGGCCUGGGCUGGUGUAGGGGUGGCCAACAGCCCCUUCAGGGUGAAUGUCGGGAAGGGAAGCCACCCCAGUAAGGUGAAGGUGUUCGGCCCUGGGGUCGAAAGGACGGGUCUCAAGGCUGGCGAGCCCACACAUUUCACGGUAGAUUGCACCGACGCCGGUGAAGGGGACGUCAGCGUGGGCAUCAAGUGUGAUGCCAACGUGGUCAGCGACAAAGAGGAGGACAUUGACUUUGAUAUCAUCCCCAAUGCCAACGACACCAUCACAGUCAAGUACACACCACCUGGUGCUGGCCGUUACACCGUCAAAGUGCUGUUUGCCACGCAGGAGGUUCCAGUUAGCCCCUUCUGGGUCAAAGUGGAUCCAUCACAUGAUGCCUCCAAGGUGAAGGUGGAUGGCCCUGGUGUGGCACGCACAGGAGUGGAGAGCGGCAAGCCCACACACUUCACCGUGUUCACCAAGGGUGCCGGAAAGGCCCCCCUGGACGUGCAGUUUGGCAACGCUAUCCAGGGAAGCCUGGUGCGGGACUUCGACAUCAUUGACAACUACAACUACUCACACACCGUCAAAUAUACCCCGGUCCAGCAGGGGGAGAUGGACAUUGCAGUCACUUUCGGGGGUGACCCUAUUCCUAAAAGUCCCUUCAGUGUGAGUGUUGCAGCACCACUGGACCUCAGCAAGGUGCUUGUGGAUGACCUGGAGAGCAGGGUGCAGGUGGGCCAGGAGCAGAAGUUCACUGUAGGCACUCAAGGGGCAGGAGGCCAGGGCAAGCUGGACGUGCAGAUCAACAGCCCCUCCGGCAAGCCAGUGCCCUGCAGCAUGGAGCCGCUGCCCAGGGGGGGUGCCACCACGGUCUGCUACGUCCCCAAGGAGGAGGGCAUCUACAAUGUGGAUGUCGUCUAUGACGGCAGCCCUGUGCCGGGAAGCCCAUUCCCGGUGGAGGCCUUGCUGCCCCCUGACCCCAGCAAGGUGAAGGCCUAUGGCCCGGGGCUGAAAGGGGGCCUAGUGGGAAGCCCGGCAGAGUUCACCAUCGACACGAAGGGAGCUGGCACUGGCGGCCUGGGUCUCACUGUAGAGGGCCCCACGGAGGCCAAAAUUGAGUGCUCGGACAAUGGCGACGGAACCUGCUCUGUGUCCUACCUGCCCACAGAGCCCGGAGAGUACCUGGUUAACAUCCUUUUUGAGGAUGUCCGGAUUCCAGGCUCACCCUUUCACGCCGACAUCCAGAUGCCGUUCGAUCCCUCCAAGGUAGUGGCAUCGGGCCCUGGUCUGCAGCGGGGCAAGGUCGGCGAGCCAGCAAUGGUGAAUGUGGACUGUUCCAAGGCUGGUCCCGGGGCGCUCACUAUGGACGUGAUGUCAGACACGGGUUCUAAGGCCAAAGCUGAUGUGCUGGACAACAAGGAUGGCACCUACGCUGUGAGCUACGUGCCUCUCAGUGCCGGCCUGUACACACUGGCACUCAAGUACGGUGGCAAGACUGUUCCCAACUUCCCCGCAAAGGUGCAGGUGGACCCAGCAGUGGACACGAGCCGGGUGAAAGUCUACGGACCGGGAGUGGAGAGAACUGGUGUGUUCCGGGAAGCGACCACUGCCUUCACAGUGGAUGCCUCUCCUCUGACCAAAGUUGGGGGGGACCACGUCAAAGCGAAGGUUAGGAAUCCGUCAGGGGCCACCACUGAGUGCGCAGUCCUGGACCAGGAAGAUGGCACUUACGCGGUCGAGUACACGCCCUUUGAGAACGGCAUGCAUGCUGUGGAAGUUCUGUAUGACAACACGCCAGUACCUGGGAGCCCCUUCCAGGUGGGUGUGGCCGAGGGCUGUGACCCUACCCGGGUGCGGGCCACAGGUCCGGGGCUCCAGGAGGCCCUAACGGAGAAGCCGAACAACUUCUCAAUCAUCACCAGAGGUGCUGGCAUUGGCGGCUUGGGUAUCACAGUGGAGGGGCCAUCAGAGUCCAAGAUGUCCUGCAAGGACAACAAGGACGGCAGCUGCAGUGUGGAGUACAUGCCUUACGUGCCAGGGCUGUAUGAUGUCAACAUCACAUAUGGAGGAAAGCAUAUCCCCGGGAGCCCCUUCAGGGUACCAGCAAAAGAUCCGGUGGACCCUAGCAAGGUGAAGGUGGCUGGGCCAGGUGUGAGCUCUGGGGUCCGAGCUCAUGUUCCACAGACCUUCACCGUGGACUGCAGCCGAGCUGGCGAGGCGCCACUCUCCGUGGCGGUGAUGGCCCCAAAAGCAGACGAUGUGGACUCCCAGCCAUGGCGCAGCCACCUGAAGGCCUUCACUGACCUGUUUAAGGGCGAUCCCAAGGACUCUGGGACAGGAGUUGUCGAGCCAGUGGAGGUGACUGACAACGGGGACGGGACACACACGGUGGCCUACACGCCCUCACUGGAGGGGCCUUACUCUGUGGUGGUCAAAUAUGCCGAGCAGGAGGUCCCUCACAGUCCUUUCAGGUUCCGGGUUCUGCCCACCCACGAUGCCAGCAAGGUGCGUGCCACAGGGCCUGGCCUCACCACCGGACUGCCCGCCAGCUUCCCGGUGGAGUUCACCAUCGAUGCUACGGACGCCGGAGAGGGACAGCUCUCUGUGCAGAUCACUGACCAGGAUGGCAAGCCAAAGAAAGCCAGUAUCCAUGACAACCAGGACGGCACCUACCGUGUCUCUUACAUUCCAGACAAGGUGGGGCGCUACACUAUCAUCAUCAGAUACGGUGGCGACGAGAUCCCUGCCUCGCCGUACCGCGUCCGAGCCACGGCGACAGGCGAUGCCAGCAAGUGCACUGUCACAGGCACUGGCCUUGGCCCAGUUAUUGGCAUCGGCGAGGAGGUUGGCUUCGUGGUGAACACCAAGGGGGCCGGGAAGGGCAAAGUGUCCUGUGUGGUAGUCACUCCGGACGGCAUGGAGGUGGAAGCGGAAGUCAUCGAGAACGAGGACGGUACCUUCGACAUCUUCUACACGGCCGCCACGCCAGGGACCUAUGUCCUCUAUGUGCGUUUCGGAGGCGAAAAUAUCCCCCGCAGCCCCUUCAGAGUCACGGCAACAGAUGACCCUUCCCUGGUUCCACAGCAGUCCAUCUUGCCCCAGCAGGCAGCCCCCGUGGCCAGCGCCCCUGGCUUCCAGCCCUGGGUGACAGAUGGGUCGUUCCUGCCAGUUGGCAGCAUGAACGGGACCGGCUUCCGGCCGUUUGACAUAGUCAUCCCCUUCGCCUUCAGGAAAGGGGAAAUCACAGGUGAAGUGCACAUGCCAUCCGGAAGGACCGCCCAGCCAGACAUCAUUGACAACAGGGACGGCACGGUGACGGUCAAGUUCGCGCCCACCGAGGCAGGUCUGCACGAGAUGCACAUCAAGUACAACGGCACCCACAUCCCAGAGAGCCCCCUGCAGUUCUACGUGAACAGCGCCAGCAGCCCCAGCGUUACAGCCUAUGGGCCGGGCCUUGUGUACGGCAUUGCUAACAAGACCGCCAGCUUCACCAUCUUCACCGAGGAUGCUGCCGAAGGUGGACUGGACCUGGCCAUCGAAGGCCCUUCCAAGGCAGAGAUCACCUGCACUGACAACAAGGAUGGCACCUGCACGGUCACCUACCUGCCUACGCUACCCGGGCACUAUAACAUCCUGGUGCGCUACAACGACCAGCACAUCACUGGCAGCCCCUUCACCGCCAGGAUCACAGAAGACAACCGGAGGAGGUCUCAGGUGAAGCUGGGCUCAGCAGCGGACUUCUCGCUGGACAUCACUGAGGCUGACCUGAGCCUGCUGACAGCCAGCAUCAAGUCCCCGUCAGGCCGCGAUGAGCCCUGUCUGCUCAAGAGGCAGCCCAACAACCACAUUGGCAUUUCCUUCAUCCCGAGGGAGGUAGGCGAGCACUUGGUGAGCAUCAAGAAGAACGGGCGGCACGUGGCCAACAGCCCGGUGACCAUAAUGGUGGUCCAGUCGGAGAUCGGUGAUGCCAGCAAGGUGAAGGUGUCAGGCCAGGGACUGGUAGAGGGCCGCACCUUCGAUGUGGCAGAUUUUAUUGUGGACACUCGAGAGGCCGGGUACGGGGGCCUUGCCCUGUCCAUUGAGGGACCCAGCAAGGUUGAUAUCCAGACGGAGGAUAUGGAGGAUGGCACUUGCAAGGUGUCCUACUGUCCCACAGAGCCUGGAACCUAUAUAGUCUCCAUAAAGUUUGCGGAGGAACAUGUCCCAGGGAGUCCCUUCACGGUGAAGGUGACUGGAGAGGGACGUGUCCGGGAAAGCAUCAGCCGGCGCCAGAGAGCAGCGUCCGUCGCCACUGUGGGCAGCAUCUGCGACCUCAAUCUCAAGAUCCCAGAGAUCGACAUCCGCGACACGUCCGCUCAGGUCACCAGCCCCUCGGGCACCACGGAGCCAGCGGAGGUCAUCGCUGUGGACACAAACACCUACUGUGUGCGAUUCAUUCCCCGAGAGAUGGGCGUGCACACAGUCAGUGUGAUGUACAGAGGUCACCAUGUACCUGGAAGCCCUUUCCAGUUCACUGUGGGACCCCUGGGGGAGGGUGGUGCCCAAAAGGUGCGAGCUGGAGGCCCCGGGUUGGAAAAAGCCGAAGCUGGGGUUCCAGCGGAGUUCAACAUCUGGACACGGGAAGCUGGUGCGGGAGCCCUGUCCAUUGCUGUGGAAGGACCCAGCCGAGCAGAGAUCGCUUUCGAGGACAGGAAGGAUGGGUCUUGUGGAGUGUCCUAUGUUGCCCAGGAGCCCGGUGACUACGAGGUGUUGGUCAAGUUCAACGACGAGCACAUCCCCAACAGCCCCUUCCUCGUGCCUGUGUGCACCCCUGUGGAUGACGCACGCCGCCUCACUGUUGCCAGCCUUCAGGAGUCGGGUUUGAAGGUUAACCAGCCGGUGUCGUUCGCCGUCCGUCUGAAUGGGGCGCAGGGUCUCAUCACUGCCAGAGUGCACAGCCCUUCUGGAGCACUGGAGGACUGUGUGGUGACAGAGCUGGAACCAGAUAAGUACGCCGUGCGCUUCAUCCCCCGAGAGAACGGUGUUCAUUUCAUUGACGUCAAGUUCAAUGGCAGCCACAUCCCCGGAAGCCCGUUCCAGGUGCGGGUGGGUGAGCCGGGCCAGACGGGCGAUCCAAACCUGGUCACUGCCUACGGCGCAGGCCUAGAGAGAGGCACUACAGGCACCCUCUCGGAGUUCACCAUCAACACCACCAAGGCUGGUGCCGGGACACUGAACCUCACCAUUGAGGGCCCCUCCAAGGUCAAGAUGGAGUGCCAGGAGUGUGCGGAGGGAUACCGAGCCCAGUACACGCCGAUGGCGCCCGGCAACUACCUGAUCAGCAUAAAAUACGGCGGUCCCAACCACAUCCCUGGCAGCCCUUUCAAGGCCAAAGUCACAGGCUCUCGGCUGGUGAAUGUGACCAACGCCAGUGAGAUGUCCAGCCUGACCAUGGAGCCACUGAGCAAGUCAGCCAUGCCCAGUGCUUACGGUGCCCCGCCACAGUUCCCCUCAGACGCCAGCAAGGUGCUGAGCAAGGGCCCGGGACUCAGCAAGGCCUUCGUGGGCCAGAAGAGCAGCUUCUCUGUGGACUGCAGCCGAGCCGGCAGGAACAUGCUCCUGGUGGGCGUGCAUGGCCCCAGCACCCCGUGCGAGGAGGUUUCCGUGAAGCAUGUGGGCAACCGUCAGUACAACGUCACCUACGUGGUCAAGGAACGUGGCAGCUACAUCCUGGCCGUCAAGUGGGGCGAGGAUCACAUCCCAGGCUCGCCAUUCCACGUCACCGUGCCUUAGAGCGUAGGCCCCGACUCCUGGGUCCUCACCAGCACCUCGAUGUCAUGAAGGCCCACAUUUUCUACAGAUUUGCGCUCAGUGCUCAUACUGGCAUGUAAAUUGAUUUAUUGACAUUGGAUUGAGGAAAGAUGUGCAAAAAUCACUCCCCUUUUGGGCCUUUAUUUUACACUCUUGCCUGGUGUGUAAGGUGGCCUUUUAGUGUAAAUUAACUUCUGACAACACUAAUAGUAACUUUAGUGGAAAUACCAAGUUGUGGGAAAGUACAUAUUACUACUGAUGUUUCGAGGUCCAAACUAUCCCAUCAUGCUCUCUCCUCAGAACCCGUGUUGAAAAUGACUGUGGUCCCGAAGCUCUGGCUUCGACUUCUACUUGCUGCGUGGCUCGUGUUUGCAUGUUGGUGUCACAUGGUCGUGUCAAACACUGGUGCCCAGUUUUGAGGGAGAGCAAGAGGGAAAUCUGCCUUUGUGUGUGAGUGAGUGAAAAAGAGGUGUUUUUGUGACCUCUCCUGUCAUCUUUACGGUUGGUGUUACAUGUCAGGAAGCAGUGUGUCCUGUGCGAGUGAAGUUUUGAGAAAAAGAUGCGUGUCCUGCCAAUAAUGUGUAAUUGUUGGGGUUGUUGGCCAGUAGGGGGUGGAAGUGUUGCCUUCUCAGUAAAAUCAGUGUCUCACACACUGCUUUAUAUCUCCUCCCCCCCCUUAAGUAAUAUUUGCCCUUCAGCCCAUGAUGACAAAUAACAUGAUUUGGUGUCGGGAUGUUGUGGAUUUUCCUUCAAUGUCACUGAAAAUGUAAAUGGGAUGUUUUGAUUUGCUACAGGUUCAGUCCAAGCAUUUUAGCAGUAGAUGAGCUGUAUGAGAAAGAAGAUCCAUGGAAUCUGGGUUUGGGGAACCUGCUCUCAAUCAUGGUAGCACUUUAGCCAGCAAUAGCUUUUUGAUUAAUUCUGGUUAUAGUGAUGUCUUUGGUAAUGAAAUUUUGAUGUAUAACUGAGUGUAGAGGGUGGGAUCUUUUCUACAUUUAAAAUGGAAAUGGCAAAGGCCUUAUUUUCACUCAUAAGCCUUGUGUGCCUUAUUGUGACAUGUUGGCCUGGAGCUUGUGUACAUUUUGGGAAAACUGGAGCAAUAAACUGGAAUAAAGGUGACAAAGUGUACUGUUGUGGGACUUUUAUGGCAGUGAUCUGUCUCCACACACGGGGGCCUAAAACCAGUCAUGCCGGAGCACCAAGGUAAUCCUGGGGCC
Scleropages formosus (Asian bonytongue) is the source of this 9267-nucleotide messenger RNA. RefSeq names its product filamin B a (gene flnba). The transcript has 47 exons. Gene Ontology annotation, biological process: actin cytoskeleton organization. NCBI's taxonomy places the organism in Eukaryota, Metazoa, Chordata, Actinopteri, Osteoglossiformes, Osteoglossidae. Bases 125 to 8035 code for a protein of 2636 amino acids. The record is from RefSeq and is a predicted model, not a curated record. Gene Ontology annotation, molecular function: actin filament binding.